AUGCAUUCUACCAGCCUGUUUACCAAUCCAUAUGCAAUUGAAGUCCUUAGAACUAAAAAGGAAGAGCUAGUAGAAGGCAUAAACCAUCCAGACAAUCUUCUGAACUGGCUGAUAGACAAUGGCAUUUUUACACCAGAAAAAAAGAUAGUCAUGACUUUCUACACAACACGAAAAGAAAAGAACUCUCGAGUUUUAGAUAUACUGAUCUCUCAUGCUGCUAAAGGCUAUCUUUCUGAGUUAGAGAACGCAUUGAAUGAUAAUGAUAUUAAUGCACUAAACUCUACAAGUGAAACACUCCUGCAUGUGGCAGCUGCUAAUGGACAUCUAACAAUAAUGGAAUAUUUGAUCAGAAAAGGUAUUAAGGGAGAUGUGAAGGAUAAGAAAGGAAGAACACCACUACACAGGGCUGCUGAGAAAGGCCAUGAUGAUGCAGUUAAAGUGCUUCUCCGAUGUGGUGCCAAUAUGUACAGUCUGGACAAAGAAAGCAAGACACCACUGCAUUUGGCCGCACAGAAAAACCACAGUCACAUAUUGAAAACACUCCUGAGAGAAGAGGCAAGAAGCUACAGGAAUCAGCACAACUUUUUGCACAUGGCAGCUCUUAAAGAUGAAAGCAGCCUGGCAAAAAUGCUUUUAAAGAAUGGCGUCCCUGUUGAUGGAAAGGAUGAAAAAGGACAGACGGCUCUCAGUUGCGCUAUUUCUCGAGGGGCUGAAAAUACUGUCAAAGCACUGCUAGAAGCCGGAGCCAGUGCGGAUUCCAAAUGGAUUCCAAGAGCCUUCAACAGCCACCACCCAUCCAUCUUCAAAACACUGCUAGAAUAUUGCAAAGAUUUGUCAUCUAACACGAUGGAAUCAGCUCUUUUUAAAGCUGUACAGAAAAAUCUGCAUAGUAUUGUAGCAGCUUUGGUUGACAGAGGCACAGCUAUAAAUGCCUACAAUGAAAUGCAGUAUACUCCUUUACUCCUAGCAUGUGAAACGGGCAAAACUGAAUCUGCAGAAGUUCUGAUUGAAAAGGGGGCUAACCUCAAAAUAAGGACUCUUGCUUCAGACACCGCCUUGCACUUGGCAGUUCAAGCUGGGGCCACUUCUAUCACAAACCUGCUUCUGCGCAAGGGGAUGGAAGCAAACAUUAUGAACCAGGCAGGAGAAACCCCACUCCAUGUUGCUGUCCUUCAUAAUAACGGGGCCUUAGUUAGCAUUUUAGUUAAUGGUGGGGCCAAAAUCAACGCUGUCACUAACGAGUUACUUACUCCCCUGCAUAUUGCAAGUCAAACAGGUAACAUUGAUGUUGCUCAACAGCUGUUGAACUACAAAGCCAAUGUUAAUGUUAAGGAUAAGCAGUCAAAAUCACCUUUACAUCUUGCUUCUGAAAGGGGAGAUAACACAAUGGUGGAGCUGCUUCUGAAUGCUAAUGCUGACCCCAACGCAAGAGACAGAGAGAAAAAGACUCCCCUGCACAUUGCAGCUAUGAAGGGACACCUCAGUAUCAUUCAAGCUCUGUUAGCCAAAACAGGCAGAACUGGAAUUAAGGACAUGGAUGGAUGUACUCCAAUGCAUUAUGCAACCAUCAAAGGAAACACAGAGAUUGUAAAAAAUCUUCUGACAUCAGGGGAAAAUAAGAAUAUCAAUGAUAGAAAUAUUUGGAGAAAGACUGCACUACAUAUUGCAGCGGAAUAUGGACACAGUGACUUGAUUAACCUAUUACUGAGCCAAGGGGCAGCCAUUAAUGCCUUAGACAGCAGCAAGGACACUCCACUGCAUUGUGCUUGCAAGGCUGGUCAUUUGAAUGCUGUGAAUUCCCUUGUAAACUGGUCACAAGGAGAGAAGGCAAAUUUACAAGCUGCUAAUAGUCUCAAAAAGACCCCACUGCAAGUAGCAGAGAUAGAUUAUGAAAACUCAGCUUCAAGCUUGCUGCAAGAUCACUACCUUGAUUCAUCUUGGAGAAAUGAUAACAAUAUUCCAUGGACAUUGGACAGCAGCAUUAGCGAAGAAAACAGGGCUGUCAUUGAGAAAAUGUUGCUGGAAGAAGAAUAUUAUCUAUCUAAUAAAGCAAUUUCUGAAAAAGUAUGGCCUAAUCAAAAGGAAGCGGAAAAACGAUCUGUGAGAAGUCCACAUAAGAAAACUGGAAAAGUCAUGGUGCGUUCACCUACAAAAUCAGCUAGCUACUCACUGAAGUGGACAUCACAAGAAAAAGAACUGUUUGAGCAAGGACUGGUGAAAUUCGGGCGCCGGUGGACAAAAAUUGCCAAGUUGAUUGGAAGUCGAACUGUUCUACAAGUGAAGAGCUAUGCUAGGCAAUACUUUAAGAACAAGGCAAAAAAUGAUGAAUCCGAAAAAGAAGAGCAGAGCGGAUGUGGUAGCAGUCAUCUUUCUGUUGAAGAUGGGACUGGGGUAGAAGCAUUGUCACCUGGAAACUUGAGAGGCCGUGCAGACCCCAAUCUGAAUGCAGUGAAAAUUGAAAAAUUGUCAGAUGAUGAAGAAGUAGACAUAACUGAUGACAUGGAUGAACUGCUUUCUCCUCCUUUUCUGCAGGAAGCUGGAAAAUCUGAGCUAUCUGUUCUUUCCCAAAGUCCAGCUCAAGAAAUGAGAGGGAAGGGAUGUGUUUUUUCAUCUGUGAGACACAGUUCUGUAACUUCUGUAGUUAAAGAAGUUCCUCAACGUACCGUGCAAGACGCCAUGGAAGCAUUAGUAUUUCCAGAUGUUGCAGCAACAUGUUCUCAGCACAUGAAUGGUGAUAGAUCUGUGAAAAUGGAUUAUGAGCAAUGUAAUAAAUCUUUUGAGAAAGCUGCACAAAGCGGAACAGUAAUAUCUCAAGCUAAUAGGCAGGUAGCUAAUCAGGAGCUCAGUGAGAUACAGAGGGACUUGAAUGAAAAUGGAUUGCUUUUCAGUUCUCCCUGCCAGGGAGAUGAAGAGCAUCAAGAAGAGGCAGAAGAUCUUAAGCCACCUGAUCAAGAAGUGGAGAUUGACAGAAGUAUCAUUUUGGAUGAAGAAAAACAAGCUAUUCCUGAAUUUUUUGAAGGACGUCAGGCCAAAACACCAGAGCGUUAUCUGAAAAUUAGAAAUUAUAUUUUGGACCAGUGGGAGAAAUGCAAACCCAAAUACCUGAAUAAGACUUCAGUACGUCCAGGCCUUAAGAACUGUGGUGAUGUUAACUGUAUUGGACGGAUACACACAUACUUGGAAUUAAUAGGAGCAAUUAACUUUGGCUGUGAACAGGCUGUCUAUAACAGACCACAGCCCGCUGACAAAACACGCUCCAAAGAAGGCAAGGACACAGUGGAAGCCUACCAACUUGCUCAGCGUUUGCAGUCAAUGCGCACAAGACGACGACGAGUGCGAGACCCUUGGGGAAACUGGUGUGAUGCUAAGGAUUUGGAAGGACAGACAUUUGAGCACCUGUCUGCUGAAGAAUUAGCAAAAAGAGAGGAAGAAAAGCUUAAACCUGCAAAAUCUUCUAAAGGUUCAAGACCACUAAAAAGUUCCUUUGAUCCCUUUCAGCUGAUACCAUGCUGUUUAUUCACAGAAGAAAAACAGGAACCUUUUCAGGUGAAAGUAUCUUCGGAAGCACUUCUAAUAAUGGAUUUGCAUUCUCAUGUGUCCAUGGCAGAAGUAAUAGGGUUGCUGGGUGGAAGGUACUCUGAAGAUGAUAGAGUUGUUGAAGUUUGUGCAGCAGAACCAUGCAAUAGCCUGAGCACAGGACUGCAGUGCGAGAUGGACCCGGUGUCUCAAACUCAGGCCUCGGAAACAUUGGCCGCCAGAGGAUAUAGUGUGAUUGGAUGGUAUCAUUCCCACCCAGCCUUUGAUCCCAACCCCUCAAUAAGAGAUAUUGACACCCAAGCUAAAUAUCAGAGUUAUUUCUCCAGGGGUGGCGCCAUGUUCAUUGGAAUGAUUAUAAGUCCUUAUAACCGAAAUAAUCCCCUUCCUUAUUCUCAGAUUACUUGCCUAGUCAUUAGUGAUGAGAUCAGUUCUGAUGGCUCUUACC
Messenger RNA from Tinamus guttatus (white-throated tinamou), 3982 nucleotides. The record is from RefSeq and is a predicted model, not a curated record. Lineage: Eukaryota; Metazoa; Chordata; Aves; Tinamiformes; Tinamidae.